AGCCGGCUGGGUGUAUGCGCGUUCGGGUGCCGGGGUUGCUGCAGCGGCAGAGGCUGCCCUGGGGUGUGGGGAGCCGCCGCCGCCGCCGCCGCCGCCGCAGGAAGGAGGGGCUGCAGUCGCUCCCCGGACCAAAGCGGGUACGAUCCUGUCAAGCAUGUUGCGCAGGACUUGGUGAAAAGAGUCGGGGCUCCCCCCCACCCCGAAGCAGAGCUGCGAGGUUUUAUGUAUAGGAGACACUUAAGUCUGGGAGCCAGAGCAGCACAUCCCCAUGACAAUGAAUUAAGACAACAUGGCCGGGGCUGCAUGUAUUUCCUGAUUCUGCAAUUACAUUGAACAAGUGCAAAAUUUGAGAUUAGUUAUCUUGCAAUUUUCAACUUUUCUUUGAAAACCAGAAAGCAUGCUAACGUUGUAAGAGCUGCAAGUGAAGACGACACUCUGCUGUAUUUUGACAUUUCACCAAGAUAUUGCUGUGGUCAAACAGUGAAAAGAGGCGUUUUCCCCAUGACAACAUGUCAACGAAAGAACACAGCCCCCGGCAUGGUGCAAAAUCACGCAGUAUGCAGCGGGCCUCAACUAUUGAUGUUGCUUCUGACAUGUUAGGUUUGUCUUUGUCAGGAAACAUCCAGGAUCCAGACGAGCCAAUCUUAGAAUUCAGUUUAGCUUGCAGUGAGCUGCUUACUCCAUCUCUUGAUAGAAAGCCAAAUAGUUUUGUAGCAGUGAGUGUAACUACACCUCCUCAGGCAUUCUGGACAAAACAUGCACAGACUGAAAUUAUUGAGGGAACCAGCAAUCCUAUCUUUCUCAGCAGUAUUGCCUUUUUUCAAGACUCUCUUAUUAAUCAGAUGACACAAAUAAAACUUUCUGUAUAUGAUGUUAAAGAUAGAUCUCAGGGAACUAUGUAUUUAUUGGGUUCUGUGAUCUUCACUGUAAAGGACGUACUUAAGGAGAGGAACCAUAGGUUGCAUUUAACACUAAGAUCUGCUGAAAGUGACCGUGUCGGUAACAUUACAGUCAUAGGAUGGCAAAUGGAGGAAAAAACAGACCAAAGGCCUCCUGUUACCAGGUCUCCUGACACUAUCAAUGGAAGGACUGUUCUGCCAGUUGAUGAAAGUUUAACAGAGUCUUUAGGUAUCCGAUCCAAAUAUGCUUCAUUACGGAAAGAUGUUUUGUUAAAAUCUGUUUUCGGAGGGGCCAUUUGCCGGAUGUACCGUUUCCCCACCACGGAUGGGAACCACCUGAGGAUCUUGGAACAAAUGGCAGAGAGUGUGCUCUCCCUACACAUCCCCAGACAGUUUGUGAAGCUGCUACUUGAGGAAGAUGCUGCAAGGGUUUGUGAACUCGAAGAGCUGGGAGAGCUGUCUCCUUGUUGGGAAAGUCUUCGUCGGCAAAUAGUUACUCAGUACCAAACAAUUAUUCUGACUUACCAGGAAAACCUCACAAACCUUCAUCAAUACAAAGGUCCAUCAUUCAAAGCAAGUAGCCUGAAAGCUGAUAAAAAGCUGGAAUUUGUACCCACGAAUUUACACAUACAGCGAAUGAGAGUCCAGGAUGAUGCAGGAUCAGAUCAGAAUUAUGACAUCGUAACUAUAGGGGCACCGGCUGCUCACUGCCAAGCCUUUAAAGCUGGAGGCCUGCGGAAGAAGCUGCAUAAAUUUGAAGAUGCCAAGAAGCACACUGCAACCUCUUCUCAGUCGAUAGUGUACAUACCACAGGAUAUUAUUCGAGCAAAGGAGAUCAUUGCCCAAAUCAAUACCCUGAAAACUCAAGUUAGUUACUAUGCAGAAAGACUCUCCAGAGCGGCCAAAGACAGAUCAGCCAAUGGACUUGAAAGAACACUUGCCAUUUUGGCAGAUAAGACACGGCAGCUUGUCACUGUCUGUGACUGCAAGCUGUUAGCAAAUUCUAUACAUGCACUGAAUGCCGCAAGACCAGAUUAUAUAGCCUCCAAGGCCUCUCCAACUUCUACAGAGGAAGAACAAGUGGUGCUAAGGAAUGACCAAGACACUCUGGUGGCCAGAUGGACAGGAAGAAAUAGCCGAUCUUCUCUGCAGGUGGACUGGCAUGAAGAAGAAUGGGAAAAGGUCUGGGUGAAUGUUGACAAAAGUCUUGAAUGCAUUAUUCAGAGGGUGGACAAACUUCUCCAGAAAGAGCGAUUACAAAGUGAUAGCUGCGAAGAUGUUUUCCAGUGCGACAUCAGCUGUUCUAGCAAGAAAGGUAAACGGGAUACCCGUGCAUACUGGAUAAAGCCAAACGCCUUAAAUGAGAUCUCAUCAUCUUCAUCAUCCCUACCAUCAUCUUCAUCCAUAUCAUCCUCUGCAUGCCAUUGCCCCAGAAUCACAAAUUGCAGUCCCACUCCUGAAGAGUCCAGCCCAGGUGAAUGGAGUGAGGCCCUUUACCCAUUGCUGACAACGCUCACAGACUGUGUGGCCAUGAUGAGUGACAAGGCAAAGAAAGCAAUGGUCUUUCUCUUGAUGCAAGAUAGUGCCCCUACAAUAGCUCUUUGCUUGAGCCUUCAAUACCGGAGGGAUGUUGUCUUUUGCCAAACUCUCACAGCCCUUAUCUGUGGCUUCAUUAUCAAGUUGAGGAACUGCCUGCAUGAUAAUGGAUUCCUGAGGCAGCUCUACACGAUUGGCCUGCUGGCACAGUUUGAAAGCCUUUUGAGCACUUACGGUGAAGAGCUGGCAAUGCUAGAGGAUAUGAGUGUUGGUAUAAUGGACUUGAGGAAUGUAACGUUUAAAGUAACCCAGGCCACGUCGAAUGCGUCUGCUGACAUGCUGCCCGUCAUUACAGGAAAUCGUGAUGGGUUUAAUGUGCGAAUUCCCCUGCCAAGCACCUUGUUUGAUGCGUUGCCCCGCGAGAUCCAGAGUGGCAUGUUGCUGAGAGUUCAGCCUGUUCUCUUCAACGUGGGGAUCAAUGAACAACAAACCUUAGCAGAGAAGUUUGGAGACACCUCAUUACAAGAAAUGAUUAACAUGGAAAGCUUAGUAAGAUUGAAUUCCUACUUUGAGCAGUUCAAAGAAGUUUUGCCCGAAGACUGUCUACCUCGAUCCCGUAGUCAAACGUGCCUGCCUGAACUGUUGCGGUUCCUUGGACAGAAUGUACAUGCAAGGAAAAACAAGAAUGUUGAUAUUCUUUGGCAAGCUGCUGAGAUUUGCCGCAGACUAAAUGGUGUCCGAUUUACAAGUUGUAAAAGUGCCAAGGAUAGGACUGCCAUGUCGGUGACACUGGAACAGUGUCUAAUAUUGCAACAUGAACAUGGAAUGGCUCCACAGGUCUUCACCCAAGCCUUGGAGUGCAUGAGAAGUGAGGGUUGUCGAAGAGAAAAUACAAUGAAGAAUGUUGGAUGUCGCAAGUAUGCAUUUAAUUCUCUGCAGCUGAAGGCUUUCCCCAAGUAUUACAGGCCUCCCGAAGGAACUUAUGGAAAAGUUGAAUCAUAAGAUUACUGUGUCUUGUAAUUAGUUGUUUCAUUAAAACAUGUGGAUACACUCAGCUUUAGUAUUUGAACUUUGACAACAAUGUCAGCAACAAUUUUUCUAUGUUUCACUAGGUAAUUCUGAGCAUGUAAUUUUAUUAAAUUGGAUUCCAUAGGAAAAAGGUUAUUUGCUGACCCCUUGUAACAUGAAAAUAAUGUAAUGACUGCUCACGUAACUAGCCAUCAGUGUAUGUAAGAUGCCUGAGUAUACUAUACCAUUGAUUUCUUACCUAUAUGCCUAAAUAAGAAAUAUAAUUCCCGGACUGUCAAGGAUUUUAUGAAAGAUGUUUAGGCAGCUGCUUCACUCAUCUUUUUAUACUGAUUUGAUUUGAGAUUAAGACUUUCAUAAUACUUUUUAAAACCUCAGAGUUGUAAAUAGUAAAUACAUUUGACAUGAGGCAGGUUGAGAAGUACAAGAGGCAUUAUCAUGCAGGAGAAAGUUAAGCUCAGUUUUUAAGAUAAGGCAGCACAGUAAAUAUAAGUCCAUAAGCUUAAAAUGUUUAACUUUAUUAGAACACUAUCUUAAUGGGAAGAGGUGGGCGAGAGUUGUGAUAUAAAAGGCCAGGAACUGACACGGGACCCAGUUCUACUUGGUUCAGAAACUGGAUUAGACCUAUGAUGGUUUCAUUUGAUUUGGGAAACAUCUUAUGUUUCAAUAGCUUUGAGCAGCUAGAGCUCACAGAUAAUACAUGCAAGGCCUAAGCAAGAAAUAGUAAUGCGUGAGAGUAUAAGCAGAGGAUCUGGGGUAGCAAUUAAGGUAUGUUUUUUUAUUGGCAUUACAGAUCAGAUAGGCAAGUGCAUUCUCAUUUGUUCUUUGAAGUGUGCCAGUGAGGAUUGCAGAAGCCAAGUCACCAGCACAUCUACAUCUUGAUAUGUUUCCAAUCCCAGUCAAUUUGAACCUCUUUCUGACAGUUUACUGCACACUGACAUUCAGUGAAAACCAUUAAAUGCAGAAGGUAGAACUCUAAAUCCAUUAUUGUCAUGAGUAACAGGAUCUUAUGCAAGCUUAUUUGCACAGGACAGCUGUUACAUACACGCAAGGCUUCUUCCAAGUACAUAAAAUAUUUGCUGGAUUGACAGGUAGAUCCUAUACAGAAUUUAGAUAUUCUUUAGCCCAUUGAAAUCAGUUGUUCCUUAACUUCCCAUUCUUCUCCCUUCAACUACUUCCAUUGAAAAUGGCAAUUAUUAACUAUAAACUAAGGACUCUUACAUUUGCAACAUUGUUUUAUACACAAAGUUUCCCAUGACUUUUUAUUAAUUUUCACCAAAUCAAUAUCCACAAUUGAGCAUGUUAACACUGAAUUUCAGACUAUCCCACUAUUUCAGAUUUGUUACCCAUUCUCCCCCUUUUAAAACUGCAUCAAUCUUUGCAUUAUCAGAAUGGUAUAUUGCAGGAAACACAUUUCCUUGAUUUAUUUUUUAAUGAACACUUGACCUCUAAGAUCUAGAAUGCCAUUCAUCCCAGUCCUG
Molecule: messenger RNA, 4942 nt
Organism: Elgaria multicarinata webbii
Lineage: Eukaryota; Metazoa; Chordata; Lepidosauria; Squamata; Anguidae
Gene: INPP4A
Product: inositol polyphosphate-4-phosphatase type I A
Exons: 25
Coding region: 510-3437 (975 amino acids)
Cellular component (GO): cytoplasm
Molecular function (GO): phosphatidylinositol-3,4-bisphosphate 4-phosphatase activity
Source: RefSeq, a predicted model, not a curated record